This is a messenger RNA of Schizophyllum commune H4-8, 2818 nucleotides long. RefSeq lists its product as uncharacterized. The record is from RefSeq and is a predicted model, not a curated record. NCBI's taxonomy places the organism in Eukaryota, Fungi, Basidiomycota, Agaricomycetes, Agaricales, Schizophyllaceae. Bases 1 to 2739 code for a protein of 912 amino acids. The transcript has 14 exons.
AUGCGCCUCGCGCUUCUCUCGGCCCUCUGCUCCCGCCGACUACUCGCCCGCACGCUCUCUACCUUCAUAUGCUCAGUCCUAAUCGUCAUCCGCCCCUUUUCUCACCUAGGGGGGCAAUGGGCUUUCCUCGCACUCACGAUUAAGGAGCUGCACUUCUCGGCCCAGGAUACUUUGGCACAACAACUCGAGGCGACUGUGCUACAUGUCUGGGGCGGUCUCUGCGGCAUCGGAAUAUCUGCGCUCGCGAAAUACCUGACCUCUUUGGUAUCUGACCCUGCAAACCAACGAGCUCUACCCGCAAUCUUCCUAGUCAUCAUCAGCUUCUUCGCUGGGGGGCUCAAGAGUCGUCUUCCUCGCCUUACUGGGGCAGCCCGCAUCGUCAUGUUCAUCUCGGUAUGGCUGCUCAUGCAAGACGUCGGCCAAACGCAGAUCAUCCUUCCAGAGGCUGGCAACUUCCUCUGGGUGACCCUCACAGCUUCGGUGACGGCUCUGAUUGCGAGCAUGAUCCUCCUCAGAUGGUCGUCUGUCACUGUCGCUCGAGUAGCUACCGCUGCCCUGACGCGCGUGCACGACUGUCUCUCGAACAGCCUCGAUAGUGUAUUCUCCGAGGGCCCGGGGCGCGUCACCCUCGACCGUAGCCUGCUCAACGACCUGCUCAAGCUCACGAUACACCUCAACACGGCCUAUCACCAAACCGCAUUCGAGCUCCGCCUUGGUCACGUUGGAGUGAAACCCCUCAAGCCUCUCGUAUUCGUGAUUGAGCAGCUGAGGCGCGAUCUAUCUUGGGGCAUGUCAUUCCCUCGUGUCGCUCGAGAGACGCAGAGUUCGUCGGAGCUCGACAUCUUGCAGUCAUUCCGUGACCCAGCCCUGGAGCUCGGCGGGGCUCUGCUGGAAUCCCUCGAAGCCGUCAAGCGCGUCAUUGGCCUGUGCUAUGACCAUGCCCUCAAGCCCGUCACCUUAGACCAGGAUAAGAUUCAAUUGCAUGCUUGCAACGAACGCCUGAAUGUCGCCAUCGUCGCCGCCCGUAACAAACUCAAAGAUAUCUGUGAUGAACUGGGUGUACAACGAACAGCUACCCUAGACGGGCAUUUUGGCUUGUCCCAGGAAGUGUACGACCUUUGUCUGUUCAUGAUAUCCCUACUCCAAAUGGCCCACUCCAUGCGCCACACCAUCACCAUCGUACAAGACCUCGUCGCCUCCUACGAAAACUCCCCCAUCCGCCUCUACUACCCUCGCUUCACCGCCGCCUGGCUCGGAGUCGCCCCGGCGUCCAUCAUCCACGAAGAAGGCGAGCAGGUCACCGAGCAGUCCGACAACCCCGCGUACACCGACCCCAACGACACGCUUGAGAAUCUCGUCUCCCAGACCAGCGAUGAUGGCGACGCGGACUCGGACUCCCUACGCGAGAAGGGCAAGAGCAAACGCCAGGUCAUCCCCGGGCGUCCGCUGUCGUACGACUGGUGGUCCGCAGCGCUGCGUAUGGCGUGGAAUAUGCGGACAACGCUGCGGUAUCGGUUAAUGCUCUCACGGUUCUUGAGGAGUCUGCUGCAUUCGAGUCAUCUGAAGCAUGCCUUCAAGAAUGCGAUGGGUGUCGCAUUGUUGAGUAUACCUGCUUUUCUGCCGAAUGGGUCGCCAGGCAGACACUGGUUCGACGACUGGCACGGCCAAUGGAUGGUGAUCAGCUUUAUCUGGGUCCACGAGAUAAACGUUGGCCAAACAUGGCGCGUUGGAUACCUACGCUUCUGGGGAACGGUUGGAGGCUCAAUUUAUGGCUUCGUGGCGACAGUAAUAGCCCAUCGUAAUCCCUACUUAAUCGUUUUCUUCCUCACCUUGGCGGAAUUACCGCUAAGCUACAUCGUAAUCAACACAACUGUCCCAAGUCUCGGUGUCGUAGGGUCGAUUACCCUUCCGCCUCUAAUCCUCUUGAAGUACAUCGUACCCAACGUUGAGACGUCAGACAUAAUGCUGGCGGUUCAGCGGUGUAUCACCAUCGUCGCGGGUAUUGUCGCGGCUCAAGCAAUCAAUAGCAUAUUUCCUCGACACUGCCGAGUAUUAUUCCUAGACGGUACCAGUCGCACACUACAGCUCAUGAGCGAGCUCUACAUGGUCUUAAGCCGAGAUUUGUUUAAUUCGGGCCACCUCGCCUCGCCCCAGGAGAAGCGCAAGACGAUCAAGCUGGAGCUCAGCAUCAGGAAUUCCCUGCAUCGUCUGUCCCUCCUCAUGGCCACUAUGAACGACGAGCUCAGUCUCGUACCGAAACCCAUGCGUCGAUAUCGGCGUCUACUGGGGAUCCUACAAAAUCUACUGGACGUCCUGUCGGGCAUCCGCAAGGCUCGCGAGAAUAUACCCAGACGAGAAACCGUCAACGCCGUAAUUGCGCAGCGCCGGGAACUCGUUUCCUGCGUUUGUAUAUCCUUCUUCGCGUGCGAACAGGUAUAUCGCGGCCGACAACCACUGCCACAAUACCUGCCCUCCUCUCGGCAGGCCGUUCGCACACUCGAGCGACACAUAGAGGAGCAUAUCAAGGAGACGCGAGACAACGAGAGCAUCGAGGCGCUUGGGCUGUCGCUGAUCUAUGCGUUCGCCGAGAUAGAUUUGCUCAGGGACCUCGCCGAGCGCUUAGAGGACUUGUUGGAUGUCACGAAGCAGCUCUUUGGGUCCCAUUCCUGGUUCAUGCUGGAUGAGAGUGGGGACAUGACCAUCAGGAUGGCGACGCACGACCGUGUCGGAUCGGACUAACACUACCUAUGCAAGUAUAAUCACACGCUGUAAUACUCUCUACCCAACCCCCUGUAUGGUAUGCUUUGCACCUGUGGGU